This is a messenger RNA of Culicoides brevitarsis, 1271 nucleotides long. Its product is annotated as chitin deacetylase 8-like. Bases 117 to 1271 code for a protein of 384 amino acids. The transcript is spliced from 5 exons. The record is from RefSeq and is a predicted model, not a curated record. Gene Ontology annotation, molecular function: hydrolase activity, acting on carbon-nitrogen (but not peptide) bonds. Lineage: Eukaryota; Metazoa; Arthropoda; Insecta; Diptera; Ceratopogonidae. Gene Ontology annotation, biological process: carbohydrate metabolic process.
AAACAAGCUACAAUAUUAGUACACUCUAUGAUUUUUCACUAUGUUCGUCGUGCAACAUACUAAAAUACUCUUAUUAGUUUUAUUACAUUUACCAGCUUGCAACAAAAUAAAUAAUUAUGAAUUUAAAAGUAUUUUUGAAAGCAUUCAUUACUUUCGUUUUCGUUAUACAACAUGUAUUUAGUGCAAUUGAGAAAUGCCGAAAAAACAAUUGUUUCCCACCCGAUUGCCGUUGUUCUACUGCACAACCACCUGGAAAUUUCCCUUUAGAGGAGGUUCCCCAAUUCGUGUAUUUAACUUUUGAUGAUGCUGUACAUGAAGAAAACAUAGAAUUCAUAAAUAAAAUUUUUAAUGAAUCAAAUUACGGUUUUAUUGGAUGCCCUGCCGUUGGAACGUUUUUUGUUUCUCAUGAAUACACUGAUUACUCAAUCAUAAACAAACUUUACAGUGAAGGACAUGAAAUUGCACUACAUUCCAUAACACACAGUCAUUUUGGAAAUUCUGAUCUAAAUGAGAUGAUCGCUGAGUUUGUUGGCCAACGUAAAAUUGUAUCACAAUUCGCGGAUAUUCCAGAAUCCGAAAUGGUUGGAAUACGAAUGCCGUUUUUACAGCUCGCUGGAGAUCACCAAUAUGAAAUGUUGUCAAAAUAUGGGUUUGAAUAUGAUUUCUCACGUACACAAUGGAACUCUAAGCGUAUGUGGCCGUAUACUCUUGACUAUGAAACCACUCAAGAUUGUUUCUUAGGACCAUGCCAUAAAAAAAGCUAUCCCGGUCUUUGGCAAAUUCCACUUAUCGUGUGGAGAGAUAAAUCUGGGUCACCUUGUGCCAUGGCUGAUGGGUGUCAAAAUAUACCGAAUGAUGUUGACGGGUUGUUUGAAUUUUUCAAAGAUAAUUUUAAUCGUUUAUAUUUAAGUGGAGCAAAAGCUCCAUUUGGAUUUUGCAUUCAUGCAGCAUGGUUUAAAGCGGAAGAACCACCUCAAGCCGGACAACAUAGAUUAGCAGCAUACAUAAAAUUUGUUCGUUACCUACAGACAUUAGAUGAUGUGUUUAUUGUCAGUUCUAGCGAAGUCAUAGAUUGGAUAAAGUAUCCUAUUCCCGUUUCUCUCAUGAAAAAACAGACUAAAAAUUGUAGACCAAUUACUGUACCUUGUAAACCAAAACAGUGCAACGUGUGCAAAGGCCGCGAAGCCCGAUGGUUUGUGUCGUGUCAACAACAGUGUCCUAAAUCGUAUCCGUGGUUAGAUAAUUUUGAUGGAAACAACGAUUGUAAAUAA